Messenger RNA from Cyclocybe aegerita, 1608 nucleotides. The record is from the annotation of a GenBank genome assembly. Lineage: Eukaryota; Fungi; Basidiomycota; Agaricomycetes; Agaricales; Hemipholiotaceae.
AUGGCCGCACGCGCUGCGCCACAACACUCAGCUACCUCGCUCGCGCGCUAUGCAGUCGCUCGCCAGCCUGAUGUCGACUUGUUCAAUGGAAGCACCUCAAGAGACUACUGCAAUUCUUUCUGGGGCUUGAGCGAUGCCGGGGCCAACAUUAUGUUCGCGCGCAUGCGAGGGGCCUCUAAGACCACCGACGAGCUCAGAAACUUCUGGAAUGAAAGAUGCUUAAUUGAGGAGGAAUACGCAGCUAAACUGGCAAAGCUUGCGAAAGCGCCUAUCGGCGGCGAUGAGAUUGGCGAACUCCGCAACUGCCUUGACACUCUCCGAAUAGAGACUGAGAAGCAAGCAGAGAGUCACUUGCACCUGGCUCAACAGGUUAGAGACGACCUUGAGGGACCCACAGCGCAGUUCCAUCAGAAACAGAUCAACCAUCGGCGGACUGUGCAGGCGCCACUGGAGCGGAAAUUCAAGGAAAAGCAGGUCCAGGAGUCUUACGUCAAGAAAUCACGAGAAAAGUACGAAGGCGACUGUAUGCGCAUCAACUCCUACACCCAGCAAGCGACCUACAUGCAAGGCACGGAUUUAGCGAAGGUGCAGCAGAAGCUGCAGAGAACGAAACAGACGAUGCAAGGGAACGAAAGGGAUUUCGCCAAAUUUACCAAGGAGCUUUUAGAGCUGCAACCGAUUUGGGAAAGAGAAUUCAAGGAUUUCUGUGAUUCGUGCCAGGAUAUGGAAGAGGAGAGACUAGAUUUCAUGAAGGACAUCCUAUGGGCAUAUGCUAAUGCUGUCUCGACGAUCUGCGUGGCUGAUGAUCAGUCCUGCGAACGUGUUCGUACCGCACUCGACCAACUCGAGCCAGAGAAGGACGUGGAGAACUUUGUGAAUGAGUACGGCACAGGGAACGCGAUUACCCAGCCCCCAGAAUUCGUCCCAACAAAUGGCUUGUCAGAACCCCAAAUGCCUCCCUCCCCACUUCUCAAAACAGUACAGUUCCCCCGCGUCAGUAAUCGUCCACAACAACCAUUCCUCCUCGAUGGCCAAACUUCAAUAGAGCACGCAAACGCGCAUCACGUAAACGGAGACGUGCACUCAUACAACGACGUAGCAUCCGUCAUCGACAGCGUCGCCAACAUGAGCUACACGAGCAGUCGUGGACAACAAUCAUCACCUCCUCAGACAAGCCCGCCGAAUCAUCCCCCUCCGCCCAUACCAGAGCCUCAGGUUUCGCUGGCACCAGUCAACACCUCUGUGAACUCAACCUCACGGUCGGCCUCCCCUGCAAUACGGAAUAACCGAGUAUCUCAACCCUUGCCAAUGACGCCCGGCACUAAUGGACCUGGUCGGUCGCAGACACCGCCGCCGCCGCUCCCCACUCAAACUAGCUCAUCCAACGCGAGCACAAACCAAAACAGCGGAAACCGCAUCUUGUUCUACGUCAAGGCGCUAUAUGAUUACACCGCGACGAUCCAGGAGGAGUUUGAUUUCCAAGCAGGGGAUGUGAUUGCUGUCACUGCGACGCCAGAUGAUGGGUGGUGGAGCGGAGAACUGCUGGAUGAGGCGAGGAGAGAGGAAGGAAGACAUGUGUUCCCGAGCAAUUUCGUGUGCCUCUUCUAG